Molecule: messenger RNA, 2910 nt
Organism: Adineta steineri
Lineage: Eukaryota; Metazoa; Rotifera; Eurotatoria; Adinetida; Adinetidae
Source: the annotation of a GenBank genome assembly
AUGACAGAUCUUGACAGUACAGAAAUAAUAGCAAAUGAUGAAAGUUUUACGGAAAAUCCACCAACGACCGAUACUAAAGCUUCAUUAAGUAUUCUCAAUGGUACUGAUCCACAAUUAUUUCAAAUAAAUAAGGAAACAAUUAUUGGUCGAUCAAAUCCAUCAGAUUUUAUUAUUGCUGCACCGUCACUUUCAAAACAACAUGCGAAAAUAACUAUAAAUAAUGGCCAAUAUUUCAUAACCGAUCUCGGCAGUAGUAAUAAAACAUUUCAUAAUAAAACUCAACUUCAACCAAAUGUUUGUUAUGCAUUACAUGAUGGUGAUGAAGUGAAAUUUGGUGAAAUCAAUUGUUUAUUUCAAGAAGAAAAACAAAUUAAUUCGAAAGUAGAUUCACAAGCUACUGUUAAUCCAUCUACACAAACAAUUUCAAAUUCUUACGAAAAUCAAGAGCCAAUACAAGCAAUUAAAAUCUGGAGUCAAAAUAAUAACGAAAUGAAAACAUCUAAACAGAAUGGUAUUGAUGAUUCUCCAAAUAAAUCUUCAUCUUCAUUUACUCCAUUUUCAUCUUCGGCAGGAACAAAUGAUAUUGAUAUAGAUGAUAAUAAUUUAAUUAUUGGUUCGACACCAUUACCAGCAAGUGUUCCAUUAAUUAUUGAAUCGAAAGAAUUGAAUAAUGAUGAUCAACUUGAAAUUAUUUCAUCAUCACAAACAAAAAAGAUUCUUUCAAAUGAUUCAAUAGUACCUACAGAAAUAGAAGAUACACCACCUCCAUCAAAUGGAUUAGCAACAAUUGAAAAUGCUCAGCAAUUAGAGAUGGAAACAUCGACACCUUUGAAACCAUUAGAUAAUCCUGAUGAACAAAUGGAUAAUUCAACACCGAAAUUAAAUGAAGAAGUUGAAGAAUCUAAUAAUAUUACAGAUGAUACACCAAUAAAACAACAAAAUGAAGGUACAACAAAUCAAGAAAUUGUUAAACAAAUUCAACCAGAAGAAGAAAUGGAUACAGAACAAACAACAGAAUCUCCAUCGAUGGUUAUUGAUGAUAAACAACAACAACAACAACAGGACAAUACUGAUGAAAUGGAGGAGGAAGUAUUACCAACUUUAAAUGCUGAUGCUAUGACUGUUGAUGAAACAGAAAAACCAAACAUUGAAAAUGCACCUGUUACAAUGGAACAAGAAACAACAUCAGAAGUAAAUAAAUCUCUUGAAACUCCAUCCAUCGAACCAGUAACAAAGAUCGAUGAAUCUACUGCUACAGUUCCAUCUGAAGCGGAAGUCAACGAACAAGAAGAGGAAGAAGAAGUUGAAGCUGAGGAAGCUGAGGAAGCUGAAGAAUCAGGUCCAGUUACUGGUCGUGGUGUUGCACGAAGAAAUGUUCGUCGUGCUCGAGGUCGUCGUCGUGGUACAGCAGCUCGUGCUCGCGUUGUUAGUACGCGUAUACUUGGUGGACGACGUAAUCCAGUUGUACCUCCUACAACUAGCAAUGAAGAGAAUAAUAAAACAUUAGAAGAAACAGUCAAUACUGAACCAGAAGAAUCACCAGAAAAACCAGUUUCAGCGCCUGUUGUUAAAGAAAAAAAACCUAGAAAGAAUGAAACCAGUACUCCUAAUCAAGAGUCUAAUCAAACAGAUGCUGGUUCAAAUGUUCGAGUUUCAGCUCGUAUUAAGGAUCGUAUAUCAACUGGUAGAAAUCGUCAAUUUCCAUAUGCUGAUGAUUAUGUUGAUCUCGAUGUUCUUGAAAAACAAGCAAAAACUAAUGCAGCUACAACAGCAACACCACCACCAACGACAACAGCAGCAGCAGCAGCAGUAACAACAACAACAACAGCAACGCCAACUGGUCGUAAAUCAAAUCGUGGACGUGCUUCUGCCUCACCACAAAAACGAAUCAGUCUUCGACAACAACCUAUUGAUGCAUCUGAAAAUUCAGAAGAAAAAGAUAAAACGGAUAUUUAUGAACAAAUGGAUACUGUUGUUGAAAAUCAAGAACCAACACCAAAAACUGGUGGUCGCAAAAGAAAAAGUACAACACCAGUAUCAGCAGUUGCUACAAAACGAAAUCGUCCAGCAACACCUCAAUCAGUACCAACAGUAAAUACUCGUCGUAAACAAACCUCACCUGUUGAAGUUUCUCCAGUAGUUGCCAAAUCCACUCGACGUACAACUGGUGGACAAAAGCAAGCUGCUCCUCAGCCACCACCUCCUUCUCCUCCUCCUCCUGCUGUUACUACAGCUACUACUACUACACCAAAACGUGGUCGAAAAUCAACUAAACUAGCCACAUCAACUGAACAGUCACCAGAAAAACAAAAUUCAACUGCAGAUCGACCUGUUCGUAUAGCUCUUAGUAGUCAUUUGAAUUUUGAUCAACAUCAUUUUGAUAUAUUACGUAACUUAGGUUUUGAAAUUAUGGAUGAAUCCUGUCAAGUUGAUGCUCUUGUUGUUGAUCGUAUAAGACGUACAAAAAAAUUUUUCAUGUGUCUUGCACGUGGUGCACUUAUAUUAUCACCUGCUUGGAUUGAAAUAAUGAUAAAAGAAAAUCGUUAUAUUCCAUAUGAAAAAUAUUUUUUAAAAGAUACAAAUGCUGAAACACGUUAUGGAUUUGAAUUACGUGAAAGUGUUCGUUUAGCUAAGCAAGGUCCAAUAUUUGAGAAUCGUAAAUUCUUUUGUACAAAAGAUACAUCACCACCUUAUGAUGACUUAAAAGAUAUUAUUGAAGCUGCAGGUGGUAAAUUAGUUGAAAAAAUAAAUAUGAAUAAACCAGGAAAAGAUAUUAUAUGUAUUGUUGCACAAGUACAUAAGAAUGAUUAUGAAGAUUUAUUUAAAAAAAAUGUAUCAAUUGUUAGUGAAGAAUUUAUUUUAAGUGGAAUAUCCAAACAAAAACUUGAUUUCGAUGCGUAUGUUAUAUAA